This is a messenger RNA of Cokeromyces recurvatus, 1083 nucleotides long. RefSeq lists its product as uncharacterized. Bases 6 to 1046 code for a protein of 346 amino acids. The transcript is spliced from 2 exons. The record is from RefSeq and is a predicted model, not a curated record. NCBI's taxonomy places the organism in Eukaryota, Fungi, Mucoromycota, Mucoromycetes, Mucorales, Mucoraceae. Gene Ontology annotation, molecular function: hydrolase activity, acting on ester bonds.
CAAUAAUGUCAACUGAUGAAAAUUUAGAAUUUAAGAGCCAUGGAGUUCCUGUCACAAAAGAAGAAUUUGACGAAACAUUGUUUAAAGAUCUUUGUGAUUCCCAUUGUCAUCCUCAUGAUGAUUUAAAUAACCUAUCACAAAUAUAUCAAUUAAAAACAGGACAUAUUACAAUUAUGGGCGUCAGACAAGAUGAUUGGGAUGUAGUUGCCCAAGUAACCAAUGAAAAUAACAAACUAUAUGAAAAGAGAUGCAUACCAUGCUUUGGGAUUCAUCCUUGGUUUUCUCAUUUCGUAAUGACACAAGAUGAAUCCAAAAAGAGUCCAAAGGAAUAUUAUUAUUCUAUAUUAAAAUCACCCAAUAAGGAAGAACUAGACGAAAUGGUAAAUUCAUUAACUGAACCUUUUCAAUAUGAUGUAUGGUACAAUAGUUUGCGACAACGUCUACUAGACUAUCCUUAUGCCUUAGUUGGAGAAGUAGGUAUAGAUAGAUCAGCACGACUUUUACCGGGUGGUGCCCUUGAUUGGCAUGGACGUAAACCAACUCAAGUCCAAACAUCUAUUGAACAUCAACUUGCAAUUUUUGAUAUACAAAGUCAACUUGCACGUGAAUUAAACCGAGGUAUUAGUGUCCAUUGCGUACAAGGUCAAGGUCAUCUGUUUGAAUUUCUUAAAAAGCAAUCUAGUCAAUUCAGUACACGACAACUAAAGAAAUUAAAAAGGACUCCAAAUACGUUACGCAUGUGUUUGCACUCAUUUGGUGGAGCACCUGCUACUAUUACACAGUUUUUAGAAUUAAAAGGGUUUGAAAUAUAUGUUUCAUUUUCAGUUUGCAUUAACGCAAGACUGCUACCAGCAAAAAAAUUAAUUGAACUAAUCAAAAUUGUACCAGAAGAUAGACUACUGAUUGAAUCUGAUUUGAAUUCGCCUAACGGUAUUGAUAUUUGUAUGGUCGAAAUUGCAAAGAUAGUGGCCGAAGCUCGUGGAUGGACAAUUCAACAAGUUGUAGAAAUAACAAAUAGAAAUUGGAAAAAGUUUGUAAAUUUUUGAACAAUUUAUUUAUUUAUUUAUUUAUUUAUUUAUUUAU